Cyclopterus lumpus (lumpfish) is the source of this 2818-nucleotide messenger RNA. It is a transcript of the gene c6.2, whose product is annotated as complement component 6. Gene Ontology annotation, biological process: immune response. Lineage: Eukaryota; Metazoa; Chordata; Actinopteri; Perciformes; Cyclopteridae. Gene Ontology annotation, molecular function: protein binding. Gene Ontology annotation, cellular component: membrane attack complex. The transcript is spliced from 17 exons. The coding region runs from base 1 to 2811 and encodes 936 amino acids. The record is from RefSeq and is a predicted model, not a curated record.
AUGGCUGCUUCCGGCCGGUUGGUCCUGAUGCUACAGCUCCUCAGCUGGAUAUCAGUCGGCAUGGCCUGUUUCUGUGACCGAUACCCCUGGGGAACCUGGUCCGCCUGCUCCAAGACCUGCAACUACGGUACACAGCACAGACACAGGACAUUUAAUUAUAAGGAGGAUUAUUACUGGAAGAGCAGCUGCCAUCAGCUGUGUAAGAAACAUGACGGGAGAGCUUGUAACCAGCAGAACUGUCCAAUCAACUGCCUGCUGACGGACUUCGGGGCGUGGUCAGACUGCUCGCCGUGCGCCAAGAAACAGCUUCGGACGCGGUCUCUCCAGAGGCCGUCCCAGUUUGGCGGAGCGGCCUGCAGCGUGGAGCUGGCCGAGGAGAGGCCCUGUCACCCCUCCACAGAGUGCAAGUUAGCCCCCAUCGACUGCAGAGGAGACUUUACGUGUGAUAAUGGACGCUGCAUCAACUCAACGCUGACAUGCAACAGGCAGAACGACUGUGUCGAUAACUCUGAUGAAAGAGACUGUAGCGACUUCAAAAUAGUGUGUCCGGUGGAGAAGAGGCUGGUCCCCGGGGUGGACCUGGUUGGAAAUGGCUUUGACGCUCUAGCAGAGGAGCCGAGGGGAGGGGUCCUGGACAACAUGUUUAUGGGAGGAAGUUGCAUCGUCAAGAGGCCUCGGAACACGCUGAUCUACUAUCGCAUCCCUCACAACUUUGAGAGCUUUGACAUUAAGGUCGGACGGCUGGAAGACUUCAACACCGAGCCCCAGCAGCUGCACACAGAGUCCAUCAACAUGAAGACGUCCCGUUCGUCUGUAAACAGACCGCAAAAUAAGAACAGCGUUUUAUUCGCCAUCUUUUACUUGGGCUUGAGUUCUAUGAAGCAUUCCAGCUCGAGCAAGGACGCUUUCGAAGCAUCAAAGAAAACGGACUCCAAAUUUUUCCGGGUGCACCAGGUUCUGCCCGUAUCCACGUUCAAGGUGAGAGACCCGGGGGACCUCGUCUUGUCGCAGCCCUUCCUCCAGUUCCUUCACGCUCUUCCUCUCGAGUACAACUACGCCCUGUACAGGGACAUCUUCCAGCGCUUUGGAACACACUACUACAGCUCAGGGAAACUGGGAGGCAUCUACGACCUGUUGUACCAGUACAGCCAAGAGAAGAUCUCCAGUUCAGGUGUAACGGAAGAGCGCAUCAAAAGCUGCCUGGGCCGAGAUACCAUGUGGACCGUGAUCCUCUACACAGAAUACAGCAGUGUCACCCGAUGCUCCGACGACAGGAUGACUCAGAAUUAUAAAGGCUCGUACAUUCAGGCAGCGGAGAAGUCGUUCUCCAUGGUGAAAGGAGGUCGAACCAAAGAGGCAGCGGCUCUGGCCUGGGACAGGCAGUGCGCCACUCCGGACCGAUUAUCCUACAAGAACUGGGCCAAGUCUGUUCUCGACAACCCUGUUGUGGUAGAAUCCGAGGCACUUCCCAUUAUAGAUGUGGUUCGAGGGAUUCCGUGUGCUGCCACAAAGAGGAGGCACUUGAGGAAGGCCCUGCUUCAAUACCUGGAUGAGUUUGAUACCUGCAAGUGCUCUCCCUGCCCCAACAACGCCAGGCCGGUUCUCUCCGGCACAGAGUGCAAGUGUGUUUGCCAAACCGGCACAUUUGGCUCUCACUGUGAGACACGAGCUCCCGACUUCACUUCAGAGGCGGUGGAUGGUUACUGGAGCUGCUGGGGGCCGUGGAGUCGCUGUGGAGCCUCAAUGAAGAGACAUCGGAGGAGGAGGUGCGAUAACCCCGCCCCCCUCAGAGGAGGCCAACCCUGCGAGGGUCCUGACAGGCAUGAGGAUCCAUGUCACAUCUCCAUCUUUGAAAAACAGGAGUCCUGUGACAACGACGACGACUUCACUGUCGGCUGGAGGGACGAGCUGCCCCCCGGUGUGCAGGGUUGUCUGAGGCCCCAGAGGCCCGCCAACAGCUACCUCAGGAAAGCGAAGCAGUAUUACACCUUUGGUGAGGACGAAGAGUUCCAGUGCUUCACUGGAUUUUCCCUGGAAGGAUUUCAGUACAUCAACUGUCUUCCUGACGGGUCUUGGAGUCAACCGAGCGGAAGCUGCACCAGGAAACUCUGCCUUCCUCCUGAGAUCCCCGAUGGCAUGACGCUGUUCCCCAGCAAAGACCAGUACAAAGUGGGGCAAUCAGUGGGUUUGAACUGUAACGAGGAGAACCUGAUGCCGCAGCCAUCAGGCUUCUACAAAUGCAGCGAAGGUCUCACCUGGGAGCCUCCACUACCUGCUGACCUCCGCUGCACCGACGAGGAGCCAUUUGUUCCGGAGGGGCUGUGUGGUCUCGGAGAGAAACGGGAGGACUCUAAAUGUGUCUGUAUUCAACGGGAGAGCUGCCUCUCACAACCGGAGAAUCUCUGCAUCCUGAACCUGGACGUCGGGGUCACCGUGGCAAUGUCCCUCUGCUCCUUCCAUGGCGGGCGCUGCCACGGCGAUCCGCUCUUCUUCGUCAAUGAGGGCGCGUGUGACGAGGCCGAUUUGGCCAAAUUGGAGUGGGCACAGUUCCGAGCCAACAUGUCCUCUAAGAGCUCUGUUCAGGAGCCAUGUGGCCUGGACACUUGUUAUGAAUGGGAAACCUGCUCCGCAUUUAAGAAGUGUGAGUGCAGAGCGGCUCGGGAUUGCCCCAGAGCUCAAGAGCAAAUGUUCUGUGUGAAGCUGACCAGGACCCAGAGGACUCGCAGCAUGGACUUCUGUUCUGCGGCAGCCCUCAAAUGUUCCCGCUAUCAGAUGGAGAUUCUGUAUGAAGGCGCCUGUGAGUCCCGAUGAUCCUUGA